Molecule: messenger RNA, 3100 nt
Organism: Hypoxylon trugodes
Lineage: Eukaryota; Fungi; Ascomycota; Sordariomycetes; Xylariales; Hypoxylaceae
Product: NTF2-like protein
Exons: 3
Coding region: 522-2552 (676 amino acids)
Biological process (GO): poly(A)+ mRNA export from nucleus
Cellular component (GO): nucleus
Molecular function (GO): protein binding; RNA binding
Source: RefSeq, a predicted model, not a curated record
GCACUUUAACCUUUCUCGUCACCCACCCCAGUCUUUUUAUCAGCCUUUGACGUUCAUUCCUUCAUUCAUCUUUCACUGCUUUUCUACAUUACAAGGUCUGCUCUUUCACAAGAACAACCACAACAAAAAAAACUACUGAAAAACCACUGUUGCGAGAGAAAACAUAGCGUUUCUUUCGACUCUCGGAUUUACUUCGAGAGAACCUACAACCGGCGCAGCUACACAUACAAGGCCUUUCUAGGUACAUCAUCAUCAUUUGAUAACGAUUGGUCGAUUUUCCAUCUCUCUUUCAUACCUUUCUACGACCUUCCUCUCCUCAAAUAACUCCUCAGAUCGCACUCCUUUCGUUUCUCAAUACUACACCAACUGACGCCGCCGCCGCAAAAACAACCUAAUUAAAAAAAAAAAAAAACUACCUGAAAAAACCCACUGAAAAACAACUACAAGGGACGACGAUACGAGAAGGCCUAGUCCUUACUCGCUUUCCGUGACGCGUUCCUAUCGCCAUCCUCAAACCCGAAAUGGCUCCUCCCGGUCCUCGAAAGGGCUCGGCUCCUUCUGGCGCACGUAACAACCGUACUAGCAACGGUGCAGGGGUGGCUGCUCGAGGCGGAAUUUCGAAGCGUCGUACCAAUAACGCAGCCAGAGUCGACAGAGAUGGCGAUCUUGAUAUGGACGCCCCCGGGCAAAAUGGCCGUCCCUCGCGCAAAGCGAAGCGUUCCGAUCAUCGCGAUUCGCAUGAUACUGUCCCGACCGGUCCUCGAUCUACCCGAUCAGCGGCAAAUGGACCCCGCGGGCCCAGACCAACAGCGAAAGCGCAACAAAUCAUACAACGAGUUAUCACCGGAACCAGCGGAAGUCUCUCCUCGCGUAUCGCGAAUGGAAUGUCCGGAGGCCCAAGAAGCUUCAAAGGCACCAAUGCUCCGAACACGAUGACGCUCCGAAUCGAAGGUCUCAAGUCGAGCAAAGCCGCCCACAACGAGGGAGGCGGACUUAAAGAGCUAUUGACCUUUCUAGAAAGAAAAGCCCAAACCGUUGGUAAAGUAACACGACCCAUAAGGAUUAAGAAGUCACAUAUCAAUGGUGACUUUGUCUUCGUGACAGCAAGUAAGGAAGAUGCGGAAGAAAUUCUGAAAGUUAAUGGAUUCGGAUUCGCCGGUGCAAGUCUUACUAUUACAGAAUCUUCCGGAGAUAAUCCCCCGUCUAGCCAGAAUAACCUAUCUUCCAACGCUCUUGAAGUCAAAGACCAACUUCGUACCGUCCUCAGCCUACGAUACGAUGUCGAAGCGAAAUUAUUGAACCUAUCUGCCCUUGGCGAAGAUAACGGGCUCAACCAGAUGGGCUUCUUCAGUGGCGAGAGUAGGCCAGAGAAGCUAUUCCGCGCGCUGAUGGCUGUCUGCAACGGAUUAUUCGAGACACCUCAGCAAAAACGCGAGGCCGUUGUCAGUAUCAGCCUUGCGGGCAACAACAUCGACGACGUCGUACAAAUAAUGGCCUUGGCCGACACGUUCCCCGACCUACUCAACCUCGAUUUAAGUCGAAACCAAUUCAAAGAUAUCAAGGGCCUACAGAAAUGGCGUCAUCGUUUCCGAAAGCUUGAGACACUGCUUCUCAAUGCCAACCCUAUCGAGAUGGUGAACCCCAACUACCAAGCAGAAGUCAUAUCUUGGUUCCCAAAGCUACAGAACUUGAGUGGCGUUCAAGUUCGAACACCAGAACAAAUUGCCGCCAUGGAAGCCGCAUCUAGACCUAAACCAAUCCCGCAACAUGGCGCGGACUUCCGUGACAUUAACGGCGUCGGUGAAGGCUUCAUUAGAGAGUUCUUGACGAUGUACGAUGGGGACCGAAAUACUCUCGCUGCUAAGUACUACGACAGCGAAAGCACCUUUUCUAUCUCUGUUAAUAACACGAGCCCUCGUCAAACACAGAACACGCAACCUGUUGGCUGGGGUGCAUACAUCAAAUUCUCCCGCAAUCACGUCAAGAUCACACAUACUUCUACCAGAAUCCAGCGUUUAUUCACUGGGACGAAUUUCAUCCGAAGUGCAUGGCAACAAAUGCCUCUUACACGGCAUCCGGAUCUCACGACAGAAUUCAAUAAGUACAUCAUCGACUGUCACCCCGUUCAAGGCCUCGCCGACCCAACUGGACAGAGUCCCGUGGGUGUAGAUGGAAUGAUCAUUACCAUCCAUGGUGAAUUCGAAGAUCAAGAGCCUGCCACUAUGAAGACGGCUAAGCGAAGCUUCUCUCGUACAGUUGUUCUAGGCCCUGGGGCACCAGGUGGUCACUUCAUUCGGGUUAUCAGUGAUCAGCUUUGUGUCAGAGCUUUCAACCCAUUACCGGGUUCCACCCCAGAACCGGUUCCUCAAUCCAACGUGGAACCGCAGCAGCAACAGAUGGUAAUCGAGCUCUGCAACCGAACGGGCAUGACUCCAGAAUAUUCUAAGUAUUGCUUAGAGGGAGUCAACUGGAACUUUGACCAGGCUCUGGCUUUGUUCAACGAGAAGAGGGAGAUGUUACCGGCCACAGCCUUUGCAGCCGUGUCUCAAUAGAACUGAUGGCACGGCUCAGGCUAUACCAGCCCGGGCAAUCAGGGCAAUCAAACUGCUCUACGCGAAGAAUAUUGCAUUGGCCUAGGAGUUUGCGGUUUAGUGUACUUGUUUAUGAGGUUACGUGGCGUUUGAGGAAUUUGGCAUUUUACGGGGUGGUUUAUGCUUGCCUGCAAACAGGUAUAUACAUACGGCAGACGAGGAAGACUAAGAUCUUGAGGGAAUGAGAUCUUAUGAUACCUCUAGGGGUAUAGGAAACAACACUUGACCAGACUGAGAUUCAUGUAUAAUUAUUACUCAGCGCUCAGUUCUCGUCGGCUUGGAUUCGGAAAGCGUCGGGCUGGAUCAAUAGUAUCCUAGCGAGUUGUAGUGGAGGAAAAAAUGAAUCGAUUCCGAACCCCAAAAAUCGUGUUUUGCGUAUCGUGACUUAACUGUAAUAUGUGAUAUUGUGAAACCUGACUUAAUUCCGUAGGCAAUAGUAGGCAGCUGUUGAAGAUACCUGGGUAUUGGCGUAGUCUUCCAUAUAUGUAUGUAGCCUGGUUUAAUUAUAG